AGGAAUAAGUCCAACCAUGAUUAACAAUGGAAUUCACUACAGAGGAUGCAAAAUAUGAAGCACUAAAAAACAGAGACCCCCAGGCAGAAGGCAAGUUCAUAUAUGCCGUAAAGUCAACCAAAAUCUACUGUCGCCCUACAUGCUACUCGCGACUUGCUCUUCGUAAGAACAUCAUGUUCUUAGAUUCACUGCAACAGGCCAUUGCAUUAGGAUACAGAAGUUGCAAAAGAUGCAGGCCUGAUGUGUCCCGGGGAUGGAACACCAGUCGCGAGCUAGUUGAUCAGGCUUGCCGCUUGAUAUUUGAACAAGCAAUUCAAGGGUGCAAAUUAAGUAUGGAUGCAAUUAUCAUCCAGUUGAAGAUUUCCAAAUGGCACCUAUGUCGAAUGUUCAAGAGUUACACAGGAUACACGCCAAGGUCCUUCCACAUUCAAUGUAAAUUGCUCCAUCAGAAUCCCUUAGAAGGUAUCCCCUUGCCCGAAAUACAAACUAAAAAGAACAAGCUACGAGUUAAUCAAAUUAUCGCUACGAUCGACAUUGACACGUUAAUCACAUUGCAUUAAUCAAUAUACCCUACUAAUGACUGAGUCCCAUCUAUACCAUUAGCCACACCUAUGGCAUCCAUAUUAUAUCCCAAAUGCUUCCAUUCAUCUAUGCUAUAUCGAUAGCAAGUAGGAGCAUCCACAAACCGUGACAUUAAACUAACGACAUAGUCGUAUCUGUCCCCUAAUGCACAAUACUCCUCCACUAGCUGUUUACCGUAUGUUUGUUUGGCAACGUCGCAUUCGUAUAAGAUCCAUUGGAGAAGAUACUCAGAACAGUCUCGAUCGUAGGGACUGACAGUGAUCGGUAUGUUCACAUUCACAUCUUUGGCAUGGCUAAACUUGGCUUUGACUAUGAGUUCAUAUCUGAUUGAGUAGAAUUUCCCCACUUUGGUGAAUCCCUGGAUGUGUGUCAAGGGAAUUCCUUCUUCUAGUUUGUCGAGUUGUCUGACUUUACAUAUGUUGUACGAUUCAAUCACCGUGGUGGAGCAGUCGUCUUCCAACUGGGGAUCAAGGGGAAUUUCCGGCUGGGAAAAUAACGACAAGUAAUCGUUCUCGUAGGGAAACUUUAUCUGGAAAUUGUGGUUGAAUGGCAGGGCAUGGAUUUCUUGAUUCUUAAAUACUUGAGUGGUGGAAACUAGUUUGAAUUCCUUCUUAGGUGGCAACCCAGCAUCAUAACACUCUAUAAUCUCCUUUAAUUGCAACGUCAAUUGUUUUAGCUGUAUAUGUUUAUGUAGUCUAUUAUUCGCCGUAUUUGUUCUAACAUUACAUUCCAAGUUGAUAUUAUCACCGGGUCCAAUGGAACUCACGGGCAAUUUACAUUCCACAAUCACUUGAUUAUCAUUCGUCACCAUUUGAUACAAUACUGGUUCAUUGUAUUGUCGGUACAAGGGAAGUGUAUCAUAACACUUUAUGGCAAUGGGGAAGCUCUCUACGAAAUUAGUUUCGGUCUCCGCUGUCUUACCACAGGACACUUUGACACUUAAUUUAUGCACAGUGCUGGCGUUACAACUCGGUACAUACCCGCUACUGACCACAUCUCGCGGCAAUGGAAUCAAGAUCGGGAUAUCGAUUCCAAUAAGCUUCAGGUAGAACUCACCCACAGGGGGGCGAUAACAUAGCGGGUUUUCAAACCAUUUAAAAUCCUUGACUGAAUCAUUGGUGCCGAACUUCGUGGGCAUUGAAACUUUCUGCACCGUGCUCAUGGCGAUUCCCACACUUCGAACGUCAAAUGGUGCGCCCGUAAGUGAUCUGAUGUGAAUUACGGUUUCGAUCCGCGGGAUACUACGCGGUACACCGGGACAACCAUGGACUAUUGAUGUGGCUGAUGGUUCUAAUGUCACCAUCACUGGUGAAAUGACAGGUUUAAGGGGACUCAUAGGAACAUUUGGUUGUGUUGUCUACCAAAGUUGUCACUUUCCGUGCUAGGCUUUGUAUUUUUUUUUUAUUAUUUUCCCAAAGGUUCAAAAUCGGUGUUAUUUUUUAGUGUAAUUUGCGCGUACAAGGGAGGGGGCGGUGCUAUCAAGACCAAUUCGUAAUUAACGAGGAACAGUACCGUGACUGUUUCAACUUUGGAGAUCUCACGUGAACAGCAGCUUCACUCAAACAAGUUGUUGGCUUAUGCUUUGAUCUAAUGUAAUACACGUUUGUUUAAUACUCCAAACAGAUUUCCUCAGAAAAAUGCUGCAAAAAGCCAAAAUCUAAUUACGUUAGUAUCAAUUAAGCCACAUGUAUUGUACAACCCUUUAACUUUAAAUCUAUAACCCUAUAAAACACCAGGGAAAAUACACCAUUUUAAUUUAAACUCAUCUUUGAAUUUUUCUUGAUAGUACCGAUAAGUUUCAAUUGAACUUAUUGAAAGAUUAACCGUGACGAACACUAAUGCAAAUAGGAAAUUACAAGAAACAAUAUCCCAACCAUCCUUAACACUGAAUAUGAAAAGUGUAGCAUAUAUUCCAAUCUCUUGUAAAUAAUGUGGUGAUGCAACAUACUUGAAAUUUGGAAGACUAUAUUUAACCAACGAUGCCAAGUGACGAUGGGCAUAGUAUUGUCUUGUUGCGAGCACCACAUACGCAAACAUGAUAAGCCAGUCGAAAAAAGUUGGAACAAGCAGUACUGAUUCUCCCGAUGAAUAUGUUCUCAUUCCCAAAUAACAAGCUAAAGAUACUAAGGUGUAGUGUGCCAUACCAGCAAUGUAAUGGCUAACGUUGAUAUAUGACGUUUUUGAAAAUUUUGAAAUAUGCAAACAUUCAUAAAGUCGCCUGUUACCUUGAACCCAAAGUAACACGUUGAUAAAUAUCAUGUUCUUGUAUUUUGUAGGGGAUGGAUUGGCAGCAGCACCUGCUGGAUAACUAACGGCCCAAGUAAUGGUAGAGAAUAUACUUAAUAAAACGUAAAAAUGGGUAAAGUAUGAUUUAGGAACUCUCAAUCUAGAGCUAGCCGCGCUGACUAGCUCCUGUAAUCGUGAUUGAUUACGAGUGCUAGUGGUGCCAGUAGAAGUGAGUGUUUUCCCGUACAACAACAAAUCAUUUAAAGGUUUGUAUAUCUUCACCAAGAGAAUUGAGCCAGCAAUUCCAAUAUAGGCAAUUGAAACAAAUAGCUGCGCAUUAUACAAUGUAACACAUACCAUUGGUUCUGCUCAGCAAACAUUACCACUCACCACUAGAGUGUAAUGUGGGUUGUAAAUAAAUGCAUUCUCGCUUGGUGCGUAUUUUUUCCAGCCCAAAUCGACAUCACGUGCCGCGCGUGUGACUUCCGUUUUCUCACGAUUGGCGUCCUGUACAUAAAUUACUGCGAAAACGGAGUGAGGGUGAUGGGCGAUCAGGUGCUGAAUCGCACCGGAAAUUGCAAAAAUUGUUAGCUAACGCACU
Spathaspora passalidarum NRRL Y-27907 is the source of this 3409-nucleotide messenger RNA. RefSeq lists its product as uncharacterized. Gene Ontology annotation, molecular function: DNA binding; methyltransferase activity; zinc ion binding. Gene Ontology annotation, biological process: regulation of DNA-templated transcription; DNA repair. NCBI's taxonomy places the organism in Eukaryota, Fungi, Ascomycota, Pichiomycetes, Serinales, Debaryomycetaceae. The record is from RefSeq and is a predicted model, not a curated record. Bases 27 to 560 code for a protein of 177 amino acids. The transcript has a single exon.